AAAAAAUUGUUGUUAUUAUAUAUCAUUCCAAAUUAACUUUGCAGAAAGAUUUCACAAGCUACACAAGCUCAACCACAACACUGCACUCUCGUUGCUCGAGAGGUGAAUCAAUCAACAUAAGAACUCGACGAAACAGAGAAGAUGAAAACACAGUAGGACACAUCGAUUCAAACACCCAAAUCGAAAUACCCAAAGCUUCAAUUGAAAUUCCAAAACCCUCAAAACCUUCAUCUUUGAAUCCAGUAAAAGUUUCUUCGGAUCUCAUAUUCUCUGCACUUUCUACCUUCACAAAUUUCCCUGCCGUUGAAAAUAACCUCUGUCGCCUGUUAUUGAAGAGGACAAAGUCAGAAUAGAAAGAACCCUUCAUCCAGGUUCUUGAACAAAUAUUGUGAUUUCUAUCAAAUCUCUUUGAUGCUUCGAGGCUUCCUUCAAAUCGCAACUUUUCGACAAAUUACAUAAUUUCGUUUCGUGAUCACACCUUCGCUGUUCCGAACUACUAUACUGUCGGCACAUCAAUCGCCGCUGCACCAAAACUGCCGUCUGAAAUCACAAGACUGUGUAGGAGAAACGAUGUCGUCGGAGUUCACACUAGAGUCGUUCACAGUGGAAAGCAGCGACGAUGGAGUGAAGCUCCAUACAAGAUUGUUCAAGCCUGGCCCAGGUGUAAUAGAUGAUGUCAAAGACAAUAACUUUGCAAUCGUUCUUGUCCACCCAUACUCCGUUUUGGGUGGUUCACAGGGUCUUCUCAAAGGUAUCGCUUCUUCUUUGGCUCUUCAUGGUUACACCGCCAUCACCUUCGAUAUGAGAGGCGUUGGUAAGUCCACUGGCAGACCUUCUCUCACUGGCUUCGCUGAAAUUAAGGAUGUUGUCGCUGUCUCCAAUUGGGUCUCUCACUCUCUCUCCCUUCAUAAAAUUUUACUCAUUGGUUCUUCCGCAGGUGCUCCUAUAGCAGGCUCUGCUGUUGAUCAGAUCCAACAAGUAAUUGCCUAUGUAAGCAUAGGUUAUCCAUUUGGAAUCACUGCCUCAAUCCUUUUUGGACGACACCACAAAGCCAUUCUAAAAUCUCCAAAGCCAAAACUCUUCAUUAUGGGAACUCAGGAUGGAUUCACAAGUGUAAAGCAGCUCAAAAACAAGCUUAAAUCUGCUGCAGGACGCGUUGAAAUACAUCUGAUUGAUGGAGUAGGUCAUUUCCAAAUGGAAGGACCUGCCUAUGAUGCUUAUAUGGUGGAUCUUAUUCUUAAAUUUAUUCAAUCAUUGUAACAAAUUGCAACUCUUUUUUGAGUGUGCGUGAAUUGUUUAUGAUUACUGGUUUUACUUAGUUUAUGUACAUAAUCUGCCUUAUUGAAACACUCUUAAUUCGUAUCUUAUGUAAGCCAAAUUCUUAAAAAAAAUCAAUAUUAUUCACACA
Molecule: messenger RNA, 1408 nt
Organism: Medicago truncatula (barrel medic)
Lineage: Eukaryota; Viridiplantae; Streptophyta; Magnoliopsida; Fabales; Fabaceae
Exons: 6
Coding region: 571-1260 (229 amino acids)
Molecular function (GO): hydrolase activity
Source: RefSeq, a predicted model, not a curated record